AUGGCCGACACGCUACGGUCACAACAAGUCAGAUACCCGCCUCCGGAGUCUUCGCUGGGUCGAAGACCGAAGAGGUCACUUAAUCCGAUAAUAGAGGAGGACAGCGACGAUGGCCAGGCUCGGCGCACCGCCGCAGGUCACCAGGGGAGGCGUGCGGAUACUUCGCAUCUCAAGAUAGAGGCCUGGUUGUCUCCGAUGAGCGAUCACUUCCCAACACCCCGGGGAGUGCAUUAUCUCGCCGCCCCCGUCCUGCCCUCGUCGCCAUCCACCGUCUCUGGCGGUGGUAGCUCCCCCACCACCUCGUCCAACCCCUGGAACCGAGCCAGCGUCGCUACCGACAACACCGAGUUUGAGGAUCUCUAUGAUGUCUCUGAGGAGGAGCAAGACGACCUGCCGCGCGGCCUGCGACGGUCAUCUUCGGUUAGAGGAAACAGGGUUCAGGACGUUCGCGCCCCGUCCGCGAAGCAACCAGCUCGCCUGAUCAUACCGACGGAUCGCGCGGCCGCCGACGACGUCUGGUCUGCUGUGGACGAGCUCAAGAAGAUUACUUCUCCUGUUCCCCUGACGCCGGCGACCCAGUUGCCCAUGUCGCCGGCCCAGAUGGACUUUAUGGGCAAGCAGCAGGCUCUCGAGGUCCCAACCAUCUCGGCACCGCCGUCACUCGACGGCAGUCUCUCAUCGGAGCAGCUCGCCGCCAUGAGUGCGCCUCCGACCCCCGUGAUUGGAGAUGAGGAAACCACUCCAGAAGCGGCGUGGGCCGGCGUGCACCUACAGCCUGGCGCCCUGGCAACCCUUCACGCCUUGUCUAGCACGAGUGAAGAGGAUAUCCAGGAGCAGCCGUCGCAAGUUAUUGAAGUUGCCCAGGCGUUGCCUCAGCCUGCCACAGAGAUGCGACAGCAACCGCUUCGACUGAUUACGAAUCUUCGUCUGCAGGCAACCAACGGCGCGGUUCUUUCGCCCUUGCAGCGCCAGUCUUUGGCGGAGCUGACGCGAUUGGAGAUUCCGUCCCCUGGCGGAUUCUUCUCCGGGCUGUCUCCGCGAACGCGGACCACCUGGCACACGCAUGCCAAGACUCCUGAGGACCUGCCACCUCCAACCUCGACGACCGCCGAGCAGUUCUAUCGAUGCCCCUGGAACGAUCCCUCUGCGCCUCCAGUGCCGAAGCGUCCUGAUUCUGCAGAAGGAUUCUAUAGGAGUUUUGAUGCGUCAUCAUCCUCGGCCCCUGUGGAGCAAAUAGUCGAAGUUCGUGAUGACGACGUUUCCGACGGCAUUCCCACCGCCCGGCCGGUCAUUCAACACCAGGAUUCCAACUCCUCUGGCGAAACUGUCAAGCCACCAGCGUCUCCCGUGGCUGAGGAUGUUCCAGCCGAGAUUGUCGUCGGCUACGAUGCGAGCUAUGCUCGGAAGCAGCAAAAGGAGGCACUCGAGAACCUCGACCGCACCGAACUCUGGCUGUUGGCCCAGCGAGCUUAUCUGAAGGGCGUCAACGAUACCCACGAUGAGAACGGGCUCAAGACUAUUGAGGAGGCCCCAGACGAGGAAGAGGAGCAGGGGGGCAAGGUAACGCCCAAGUUCCAACCCGAACAAGCAGUGGCGCCCAAGAAGAAGGUCGUGCGAUUCUCGGAUGUUAUUCCGACGACUGCGCAGCCGAAGCGCCUCCCAUCCAAGCUUCUGCGACAAGAGUCGGCGUAUUACCGAGCAUUCCAAGACUACAUCGUUCGAACUCAACUCCGCGAUGUCUUUGUUCAUCAGCUCACCCGUUUCGAGGCCCUGCAGGCGCAGAGAGUCGCCUUGCGAGAGACACACCGCAACCAACUCCUCGGCAAAUACCAACUAAGUGUUGUCCCUCAGUCGGCUAAGAAGCGCCUCAGUGCCAAUGUGGCUCGCGGAGACCAUGUCUUGACGGACGACCCGGAAAAGCUGCGCAUGGAAAAGGAGUCUGAAGCCGCGAGCCAGAUGGCCAUGCCCACCUGGCAUGUCGCGGCCCUCAAGUUUCUCAAUGGCGGGCGUUUAAUCUCGGCACCAGUGACGAACAGGUUGGUUCGACUCUCCUACCUGUCGUCAGCAAAGACCGGGGCCUCUCGGGAACGCGCGAGGAUCUUGGACCUCGGUGGGCAAUCGACUUGCGACUGGGCGUGGCACUGCGCGCUCCAGUACCCCAACGCCAAGAUCUACUCGGUCACCACAAAGGCAAUUCGCCAGCUGUCCAACUCCAAUAUUCGUGGUCCCCCCAACCAUCGUCAGGUCGCCGUGGAGAGACUCACCCGGCUGCCGUUUGCCAACGGCCAGUUUGACCUCAUCUCCGCGCGCGAACUCCACAGUGUUCUCAAGUUUGUGGGCGAGAACGGCCAGGAUGAGUGGGAGAGUUGCAUUCGAGAGUGUAUGCGGGUCCUCAAGCCCGGCGGCUACCUGGAGUUCUCGAUCCUAGACUCGGACAUGAUGAACGCAGGCCCUCUGGGGCUGGCAAAGAGCGUCGAGUUUGGCUUUGCGCUCAAGACGCUCGGAUACGACCCCAGUCCUUCAAAGAUGUGGCUCGGACGCCUUGCCCGCGCCGGGUUCGACGAUAUUCGCCGAGUAUGGAUGUGCCUUCCCGUUGGUGCGAAGAGGCGAAUGUAUAUGCCUCCCAUUCCGGCGAUCAGAGACGCGAACAGCCGAGAAAUCAAGGUUCAUCAGUUGGACGCCAUGGUCAUGGGAAGCAGCGACAACAUUGCCAGUGUGUGCAGCAUCGUCGGCGGGUGGAGCUGGGAGCGAUGGCUCCUCCGAUGCGAGAUGGAGAAGGUGGCGGGCGAGAUGAGACUCGCCGACACGGUGACAACGGGGGCGGCGAUGAUGGAGGCAGGCAAGUGCCUGGAUGGAGUUCACGCCAUCAUGGAAGAGGGAAGGGAGUGCAAGGCCGGGUUCCGCAUGCUCAACGGCUACGCGCGCAAGCCCAAGGCUGGUACCGAGACAAUUAGCAUCGCCCUGGCGACGUGA
Molecule: messenger RNA, 2973 nt
Organism: Purpureocillium lilacinum
Lineage: Eukaryota; Fungi; Ascomycota; Sordariomycetes; Hypocreales; Ophiocordycipitaceae
Molecular function (GO): S-adenosylmethionine-dependent methyltransferase activity
Source: RefSeq, a predicted model, not a curated record